AUGACUCUUGUGCAAAAAUCAAAAUACUUGGAUGCCCUUCUAUCUGAUAUCUGCAUCAGCACAUCCGCUGCUCCAACCUAUCUUCCAGCCCACUACUUCACCAACCAGGACGAUGAUGGAAAUGUUAGAGAAUUCAACCUCAUUGAUGGUGGUGUUGCUGCAAAUAACCCGGCUUUGGUUGCAAUAAGCCAAGUGACCAAGAAGAUAUUUGAGCAAGACCCAGACUUCUUCCCCAUCAAGGCCAUGGACUAUGGUCGAUUUUUGGUGAUAUCAAUAGGCACUGGCUCUGCAAAGGUGGAGAAGAAUUACAACGCAAAAAUGGCAGCCAAAUGGGGAGUCUUGGGUUGGUUGAUUCAUGGAGGCUCCACCCCACUAGUUGAUGUGUUUACUCAAGCAAGUGCUGAUAUGGUUGAUUUUCACAACUCCGUUUUUUUCCAAGCUCUUCAUUCCGAAAACAAUUACCUUCGAAUCCAGGAAGAUACGUUGAGUGGGAAGGAUGCUUCGGUUGAUGUGUCCACCAAGGAGAACUUGGAAAAGCUGGUUGAAAUCGGAGAGAGGUUGUUGAAGAAGCCGGUUUCGAGGGUGAACUUGGAGAUGGGCCUCUUCGAGCCAAUUGAAGACAGUGGCACGAAUGAAGAUGCUUUGAAAAGGUUUGCAAAACUGCUUUCGGAUGAAAGGAAGCUUCGAGAGCUGAAAUCGCCACUCACCAAGAAUGGCUAG
Molecule: messenger RNA, 720 nt
Organism: Thlaspi arvense
Lineage: Eukaryota; Viridiplantae; Streptophyta; Magnoliopsida; Brassicales; Brassicaceae
Source: the annotation of a GenBank genome assembly